AAGAAAAUUAGUACAGAAAGUUCUGUCGGAUUCUGCGUGUAGUCGCCAUUUUUCAGAACGAGGUGUUGGUGGCAAUUUCUCAGCUUCUUUAUUCCCAGUCUUCAGCCUGUCUGCAUUUACCCAUUUUAAACUCAGCGUUGUGAAUUACGCUAACAUAUUUUAAACCGAUGCGGAACUUAAAGCGAAUGCGCUCUCCAGGUGUCUGGCUGGAUGAGUGCAUCUGGGAGGAAAGAAUGGAGUGUCGUAAACGCAGAAAACGAGAUUCGUACAGCAGCGAAAGAGAAAACGGAUCCAGAAAAGCUCCCCAUUAUCACAAGACUCAUGGCGGGCAAUACCUGGAGGCCCACAGCUUAAACCAGAUGCUGGAUUCUCAUGAGAAGUUCACACAUGAAUGCAGCUUUGAUGUGGCCUGCGAUAAUGAGAGUCGUGAAGAUGCCUACAAGGAGAAAGACCUUGACUGGCACCACUACAGCAAGUCAUCAGGCCGUAGUGGGCACAGCAAACGAAGCAGUCACAGGCAUAGAGACAGAAGGCGCAGACGAAGUCCUUCACGCCACAGGUCCUCCUCGAGGACAAGCCAUCGUCGCAGGAGCAGGAAAAGAUCCCGGAGUGUUGAGGAUGAUGCCGAGGGUCACCUCAUCUAUCACAGUGGAGACAUGCUGAGAGCGAGAUAUGAGAUUGUGUGUACUCUAGGAGAGGGUGCCUUUGGGAAAGUCGUUGAGUGCAUUGAUCACACAAAUAAUGGAGCUCGAGUGGCUCUGAAGAUUAUUAAAAACAUUGACCGCUACCGAGAAGCAGCUUUGUCUGAAGUAGACGUGCUUAAACAAUUGAACUCCCUCAACACUGACAAUAGAUAUGCUUGUGUGCACAUGCUGGACUGGUUUGACUACCACGGUCAUGUCUGUAUUGCCUUUGAGCUGCUCGGCCUCAGCACGUAUGACUUCCUGAAGGAAAACAACUUCCAACCUUUCCCUGUGGAACAAAUCAGGCACAUGGCUUACCAGAUCAUUAAAGCUGUGAAAUUUCUGCACAAGAACAAACUGACUCACACAGACUUGAAGCCUGAAAAUAUUCUCCUAAUAGAUUCAGAUUAUGAAAUGGAAUAUAACCAUGAAAAGAGAAGAGAUGAGCGAACACUGAGGAAGCCCAAUGUGAAAAUAGUUGACUUUGGUAACGCCACCUUUGAUCACGAGCACCACACGUCUGUGGUGUCGACACGUCAUUACCGUGCUCCUGAAGUCAUUUUAGAUUUGGGCUGGGACCAUUCCUGUGACGUCUGGAGUAUUGCUUGUAUACUCAUCGAGUAUUACCUCGGAACAACCCUCUUCCAGACUCAUGACAGUAAAGAGCACCUUGCAAUGAUGGAGAGAGUUCUGGGCCCCAUUCCUACUAACCUGCUGGAGAAAACCAAAAAAAGGCGAUACGUUCAUCGCAACAAGCUGGACUGGGAUGUUCACAGCUCAUCGGGGAGAUACGUCAAGAAACACUGCAAACCCCUUAAGCAUUACAUUUCUUCCAAACGUGAAGAGCACAGUCAGCUCUUCGACCUGAUCGAGAAGAUGAUGGAGUACGACCCGACAAAGCGCCUCAGUUUGGAGCAGGCCCUCAGACAUCCCUUCUUCUCCUGCUACUACAAGACCAGCAGCAGGAAGAGCACCAGCAGAAGCAGCAGCAGUAGUAAAUGAGGCUGGACUUGUGAACUUUGACCUUUUGGCCAAGCCCUUCCUGUCACAGAUCCAUCAGCCUGCAUCUCCUGACCGUCCAGGAGAGAACAUCUGACUGUAUCAGUCACUGCCCUGCCUCGUCCCACUCACUCACGUCACACGUCUUAAUGUCAUGAAUGCAACUCCAGUUCGUCUAGGUUUUUUUUUUUUUCUUUCAUUAUUUAAAUUGUAACAUGGCAACGCUCAUAGAACUUUUUAAAUGAAUGAAUCUGUAAUUUUGCCAUUUUGUUUUUCCUCGCUCUGCUUGGUGAUGAAGGGGGUGGGUAAUGUAACAUGAACACAGCCUUCAUGUUGUUUUUGUUUUAUGGAUGUGUAUAUUUAAAAGAAUUAAGGCAGGAAGCUUGUACAUAGAACUUGUUCAGAUAUUUACAUUUUUGAUUUAGUAAUGUAAUUUUUUGCAACGUGUCAAUAAAGAUGACAGCA
This is a messenger RNA of Nematolebias whitei (Rio pearlfish), 2147 nucleotides long. RefSeq names its product CDC-like kinase 4b (gene clk4b). Gene Ontology annotation, cellular component: nucleus. Gene Ontology annotation, molecular function: ATP binding; protein tyrosine kinase activity. NCBI's taxonomy places the organism in Eukaryota, Metazoa, Chordata, Actinopteri, Cyprinodontiformes, Rivulidae. Gene Ontology annotation, biological process: regulation of RNA splicing; protein phosphorylation. The coding region runs from base 168 to 1685 and encodes 505 amino acids. The transcript has 13 exons. The record is from RefSeq and is a predicted model, not a curated record.